AUGGCUGCCCCGCAGCGGCCGAGGAAGAGGACCCUUUUUACCUCCUCGGAGGGCAGAGGUAAAGAGGAGGCUCCUCCUGCGACUGAUAUGGUAAUAGUCAAGGAGGAGGCUACGGUCGAGGUGCCGUUCGUAAAGGAGGCGGCCGUUGCCCACAUGGUGGUCGAGGAGGCGGGGGCCGCAGAGGCGACGGUUGAGGGGGCGGCCGCCGUCGAGGAAGUGGCUGAGGCGCUCGAUGCUGAGAUCGCGCCCGCAGAGGUGACGCCUGCCGAGGAGGCUGCAGAGGGGACGGCCGAGGAGAUCGCCGAGGAAGUCGCCGAAGAGGCCGCUGAGGGAGCUGCCGAAGAAGCCGCUGAGGGAGCUGCCGAAGAGGCCGUCGACGAGGGCGACGAGGAGGCUAAUGAAGAGGCCGCUGAGGAGGCAACUGACGAGGCCACCGAAGAGCCUGCUGUGGACGUGCCAAGUGGGCCUUUGACGUCCACCCCUCGUCGCCCAAGCGGCAUCUCCUUUUGCUCGCCUCCCCAAUCGUCACCGUCGCUAGCCAUGGUUGCCGCGACCAUGCCUCCGAUGCCGUCGUUCCAGGACUCCACGGUCGUGGCCGAGCCGGUGAUGACUGGAGCCACGGUCGUGAGUGUGCCGAGUCUCCUGCGGACUCCUUCGGCGGUGAUGACCGACCUUUCACUCCCCGUCACCUCCUCCGAUGAUCUUGAGGAGCUAUACGCCAGCCUCCAUGAGGAAGGGGGAAGCUCGGCCUCGGCUCCCUUGGACGAGGAUUCCAAGACCGUUAUUGAACGGCUCCGGGAGUUCCUUCUCUUUGAUGUUCGGCAAAUGACUGCCGGCGGGGCGAUUACGGAGUUUAGGUCCUGCCGACUCGGCCCAACUGGAUAA
Messenger RNA from Prunus avium (sweet cherry), 885 nucleotides. Lineage: Eukaryota; Viridiplantae; Streptophyta; Magnoliopsida; Rosales; Rosaceae. The record is from RefSeq and is a predicted model, not a curated record.